This is a messenger RNA of Paramecium sonneborni, 202 nucleotides long. Lineage: Eukaryota; Ciliophora; Oligohymenophorea; Peniculida; Parameciidae. The record is from the annotation of a GenBank genome assembly.
UAUGAAUAACCAUAAUAUUUUUAAGAAUCCAGUUUUUUUGUAUCAUUAGCGUUUUUUCAAUGUUUAUAGUGUCUGUCACAAUCAUAAUUUCAUACUUUUUACCGAAAUCAGAAAUUAGUAAUUAAAUAGAAAUCAGCAAUCAAUAAGUUAGGAUCAAGGAGCUGUUAAUUAAUAAGAAAAAGAGCAUGAAGAAUCUGAUUGA